Messenger RNA from Halteromyces radiatus, 1561 nucleotides. RefSeq lists its product as uncharacterized. NCBI's taxonomy places the organism in Eukaryota, Fungi, Mucoromycota, Mucoromycetes, Mucorales, Cunninghamellaceae. The record is from RefSeq and is a predicted model, not a curated record. The transcript has 3 exons. Bases 66 to 1202 code for a protein of 378 amino acids.
CCUUUUUUCCCCCCCCCUUUGAACUUUUUUUUUUAAAAAUUGUUUAACAAGUAGUAGUUUCUGCAAUGCCAAAAAACACGGAGGAGAAUAGUCAAAAGUCGAUAAAACGAACCAAUGAAUCUUCUAUUGAUUUGGAAAGCAAAGAAGCCAAGUUAGCCAAAAAGCUGAAGAGCUUGGAAUCAAGAUCUCUCGCGUCUGUUACCAUUCCAUAUACAAAUGUACCCGGAAACAAUAAAAUCAAUAGCAAGCAACCAUUACCUUCACCUACUACGACAGUUGACACAGAGAAGGUCUCGGUGUGCCAAGAUCAAGAAACAUCAAUCGAAACGAACAAUAUCACAACUGAAAAAACUACAUUAAUGGAUACAGAGGCAGUAAUGGACCAUGAUACUACGACUUUUAUUAGCUCGACAUCAACAACCAAAACAAAAACGAUAGACAAUCAACAAUCCAUUAGGACUAUGGUAUCGCAAGAUCAAGAAACAUCCAAAGAGACAACAGAUACAGUGCCAACAAUUGAUGAUAAGAAACCUGUUAGUGCCAUGGCUGCUCGAAGGGCGAAGAAAUUGGAACUAGAAGCUCGUUCAACGGCAGCAACAUUGGACACCACUAGUACUACUGCAUCUCCUCCAUCUCCUACUCCUGCGACUACAACGACAAGUACCACAGAUCCUUCACAACCAGAACGACCUCUUAGCGCCUUGGCGGCUCGACGUGCGAAAAAAGUGGCAACAGAUGAAACAAGCAUACCAUCAUCACCAGUUGACGAUCUACCUAAAUCAACGAUUACUCCUGAUCGAGUUAUGAAUAGCUUAUUCAGGGAAACAGAAACUGAAGCAGAAAGCGAUCUCGAAUAUUUAAGUGCUGAAGCAGAUUUCGAUAUGGAUGAUGAUGAUGAUGACGAUCAAAAAUUGGAAAUAAUGUCUACACCUCCCACUAUCAGCGAUAGCGAAUACAAAGAUACUAACGACAAGGAAGAUAUGACAAAAAUAAAAGAAGCUAAACGACUUGCCAAAUUGGAAGAAAAACUUGCCAAUAUGUUGGUUGAUCCAUACUCUGUCUCCACUUUUGAUUCUGAAAAUGUGGUUGCUUUUGAACAUAAUGGGGAAACAUGUUUUUGUAUUGGCUUCAAAAAGAAUCAGGUAAUAAUAUAUUAUUAUAAUAAUAAUAAUAAAAUAAUAAAAAAAAGGAGGACGGAAUGAUUGAUAUAUUUGUAUAGAAUCUUGUUUUUCUUGGAUACGCUUUAAUUGGUACACUUUUUGGAUCAAUACAAAUCAAUGGAGCUACAAUUUCUUCUAGUCUCGACCGACCACAAAGUUUGGAUCGACCUUUGGACCCCUGGCGAAAUGUCUCCUUCUUCCCUGUAUUUUCACCCAAAAGCGCAGCUUUGAUGACUGUACAAUCUAUUGCCUACGAAAGAACAAUGGUUACUUCACCAUCAACAACAUUUGAUUCAACAUUUUCAGAUCUUGGAAAUAUUUUGGAACCAUUACGAUCAUCCUGGAACUCGUUUGAAUCUGUGAUUAUCGUUAAAGAUUUGUCUUGGUGUGGUAUCGAAGAU